Messenger RNA from Maniola jurtina (meadow brown), 2075 nucleotides. RefSeq names its product succinate dehydrogenase [ubiquinone] flavoprotein subunit, mitochondrial-like. The transcript has 13 exons. NCBI's taxonomy places the organism in Eukaryota, Metazoa, Arthropoda, Insecta, Lepidoptera, Nymphalidae. Bases 85 to 1998 code for a protein of 637 amino acids. Gene Ontology annotation, molecular function: electron transfer activity; succinate dehydrogenase (quinone) activity; flavin adenine dinucleotide binding. Gene Ontology annotation, biological process: tricarboxylic acid cycle; mitochondrial electron transport, succinate to ubiquinone. The record is from RefSeq and is a predicted model, not a curated record.
CAAAAAAAAAACGAUUGUUGUGUUGUAGUGUUAUGAAAAUUGUGUGAGAUUUUAUAAAUAAAUCUUACCUAUUGAUUCAAAAUCAUGUUUCGCGCUGCAUUGGUAGAUUUCCGUAUACUUAUAAAGAAUAACAUCCGGAUGAUCCUUAACGUGCCAAGGCGGAAUGGUUCAUACACCAUCACCCAUCACCAACAUGACUGUCUGGUGAUAGGCGCGGGCGGCGCAGGCUUGCGCGCGGCAGUCGGUCUCGCUGAGGAAAAAUUUUCCGUCGCGUUAGUCAGCAAACUGUUUCCCACUCGCUCGCACACUAUUGCUGCGCAGGGUGGAAUGAAUGCAUCGAUCGGUAGUAUGCAUGAAGAUGACUGGCGUUGGCACUUCUACGACACUGUCAAGGGCUCAGAUUGGCUUGGCGAUCAGGAUUCUAUCCAGUACCUGACUCAGAACGCACCCAAUUGCGUUUUUGAGCUAGAAAACAUGGGGAUGCCCUUCUCAAGAACCAAAGAAGGGAAGAUCUACCAGAGAUCCUUUGGAGGAGGUACUAUUAAGAAUGGGAAAUCCAUUGCAAAGCGAACUUGUGCUGUGGCGGAUCGAACGGGACACGCCCUUCUCCACACGCUAUACGGGUAUUGCACGAAGUAUAAGAGCAACAUUGAUCUCUUCGACGAGUUUUUUGUGCUAGAUUUGCUAUUGCAAGAAGGAGCCGUGGUUGGUGCCCUCGCCAUGGAUAUGGAUGACAGUAGUCUGCACAGAUUCCAGGCUAAAAACACUGUGAUAGCGACGGGCGGUUACCCGCGGAUGUACUUUUCGUGUACAGCGGCUCACACUUGCACCGGGGACGGCGGUGCCAUGUGCUCACGAGUGGGCAUCCCUCUGCAGGACCUGGAGUUCAUACAGUUUCAUCCUACUGGCAUGUACGGUUCCGGCUGUCUCAUGACGGAAGGUUGCCGGGGCGAGGGUGGCUACAUAGUCAACAGCGAAGGUCAACGUUUCAUGGAGAAGUACGCUCCCAAAGCCAAGGAUCUCGCCAGUCGUGAUGUCGUCUCUCGGUCCAUUGCUACGGAAAUCCGUCAAGGCAGAGGUGUGGGUCCGAAAAAAGAUCAUGUGUACCUACAACUACACCACCUUCCAGCGGAAGUGAUACGUGAACGCCUUCCUGGUAUUUCGGAGACGGCGUGGACAUUCACUGGGGUUGAUGUGUACACACAGCCUGUGCCUAUCGUACCCACAGUCCAUUAUACUAUGGGAGGCAUACCCAUCAAUUGGAAAGGAGAGGCGCUUAGGUACACUGGAUCAGAUACCGUUAUCCAAGGUCUCCACUCAGCUGGUGAAGCGGUCAGCAACUGCCAUGGCGCCAAUCGUCUUGGAGCUAAUUCCAUCCUUGAUGUGGUCGUCUUUGGCAAGUCUAUUGGUCUUAACAUGCCAAAAGUUGCCAAGCCGGGCGAUAAACAACCAAAAUUGAAGGAUAACAUCUGUGACGAAAGCUUGGAUAAUCUGGAGACGGUGCGUUCAGCCAAGGGAUCGACGCCAGUCCACGAGCUCAGAGCCAAAAUGCGGAGUACCAUGCAGAACAAGUGCGGUGUCUUCAGAGACAAGAAGCUUCUGAGCGAAGCCAAUACCGAAAUCCAGAAAUGGUACCAGUGUUUCAAAGAUAUCAGAGUAACGGAUCAGCGUAAGAACUGGAACAGCGACCUAGUGGAAGCACUGGAACUGCAGAAUAUGCUGCAGACUGCCGUGCAGGUGGUAGCUUGCGCUCUGAACAGGACAGAGAGCCGCGGAGCGCACUUUAGAGAUGAUUUUCCUAAGAGAGAAGAUGAGAUGGACUACAGCAAAGACACAAAGGGACAGACUGCAAAACCGAUUGAACAACAUUGGAGAAAACAUAGCCUGUCUUCGGUAGACUUGAAGAGCGGAAAAGUGACCAUCACAUAUCGGCCCGUCAUAGAUAAAACCCUGGAUAAAGAGGUUGAAACUAUUCCUCCCGUACCAAGAGUUUAUUGAUUUUGUUAUUCUAAUAGCUAUGGUGAAUUUUUACUGUAUUGCACUUAGUUAUUUAUAGAAUACAUUUUAAAAGUGGA